Microtus ochrogaster (prairie vole) is the source of this 288-nucleotide messenger RNA. RefSeq names its product keratin-associated protein 12-1-like. The record is from RefSeq and is a predicted model, not a curated record. Bases 1 to 288 code for a protein of 95 amino acids. NCBI's taxonomy places the organism in Eukaryota, Metazoa, Chordata, Mammalia, Rodentia, Cricetidae. The transcript is spliced from 2 exons.
AUGUGCCACACCAGCUGCUCCUCAGGCUGCCAGCCCUCCUGCUAUGUGUCCAGCCCCUGCCAGUCAUCCUGCUGCAGGCCUGUUAUCUGCCAGGUGGCCUGCUGUGUGCCCGUGAGCUGCAGGCCCACUGUGUGCAUGGCUCCCUCCUGCCAGUCCUCUGUGUGUGUGCCUGUGAGCUGCCGGCCUGUCUGCGUGACCUCUUCCUGCCAGUCAUCCGGGUGCUGCCAGCCCUCCUGCCCCACCCUGGUCUGCAGACCUGUCACCUGUAGCACCCCCUCCUGCUGCUGA